This is a messenger RNA of Cokeromyces recurvatus, 828 nucleotides long. Its product is annotated as mannosyltransferase putative-domain-containing protein. Bases 1 to 828 code for a protein of 275 amino acids. The record is from RefSeq and is a predicted model, not a curated record. Gene Ontology annotation, molecular function: alpha-1,2-mannosyltransferase activity. Gene Ontology annotation, cellular component: Golgi apparatus. NCBI's taxonomy places the organism in Eukaryota, Fungi, Mucoromycota, Mucoromycetes, Mucorales, Mucoraceae. Gene Ontology annotation, biological process: mannan biosynthetic process. The transcript has 5 exons.
AUGCAUCACUGUAAAUUGAAUAUUGAAGUGUGGCAUUUGGGAGACGAAAACCCUUCAGCUGUUAUAAGAAAUGAAUUAGAAAAUUUGGGAGUUAUUUUAAGAAAUUUAUCUGACUCUAAGUUGAUUAGACCAAUAAAUCAAAGGCGAGAUGCAGAUAAACAAUUCCAAAUUAAAGCAUCAGUAAUUAUCAAUUCUAGAUUUAAAGAAGUCUUAUAUCUUGAUUCAGAUAACAUUCCUGCUAAUGAUCCAACAUUUUUAUUUGAUAUGCCAGUAUAUAAAAGUACAGGUGCGCUAUUUUGGCCAGAUUUUUGGAAAACGCAUGGCGAAAAUAAAAUUUUUGAUAUUUUGGAUAUUGCUUGUGAAGAUGAAUGGGAACAAGAGUCUGGGCAAAUAGUUAUUGAUAAAGAAAAAUCAUGGUUACCUCUUCAACUUGUAUGGUAUAUGCAAAAAAACCAUGAUGUCUAUUUUCAAUUUUUAAAUGGAGAUAAAGAUACAUUUAAAUAUGCAUGGAAGGCUUUAAAUGCUCCUUAUCAUAUGGUAGAAGCCUUUGUAGGAAUGGCGGGUACAAUGACUGAAAAUAGAUUUUGCGAUAAAAAUCAUUUUAUCCCUGGACAUCCCUGGGAUUUAGCUAAACAUUCAACAUUAAGUUAUGCUAAUACAUGGAUAAAACCUGAAUUCUAUAUUUCACCAAAAGGACAGGCUUGUAUGGACUUUACACAUCUCCAAGGUGAACCGGAUGCAAUUACAGAAGACUUUGAUAGUGUAGUGCCGAAUCUGCAAACAAAUUAUUUCAAGUUUGGAGGUAUUGGUGGAGAAACAAGAUAUUAA